This is a messenger RNA of Danaus chrysippus (African queen), 1053 nucleotides long. The record is from the annotation of a GenBank genome assembly. NCBI's taxonomy places the organism in Eukaryota, Metazoa, Arthropoda, Insecta, Lepidoptera, Nymphalidae.
AUGCUGGAUGAAUUGUUAGGAGAGGACGAAGACGCUUGUGUUGAAAAUGUAGCUAUUGGUGCGAGUACUGUAGCCAUGAGUCGGUACGUUAAUGAGGAAAUUGAGAAAGUCAGUAACGGUAGUCAAAUAAAACCAGUGAUAUUACUCGACGCUGGUCAAGACGCUGGUUCAGAGACAGUCGGGUUUGCUCUUUACAUUAUAGAACAGCUGGCCGCGUGUGUAGAAAACAAGGAUAUGAUAAGGAACUUCUUAUGGAUCAUUCUGCCGUCAACCAAUCCCGACGGCCAAGAAUAUUCUAGAGGGAGUUUUGAAAGAUGGCAGAAGAACUAUCGCUCUAUAAUGGAUUAUGAAGCCACUGGUGUUGAUAUUACAAGGAAUUUCGACGACUUUUUUACUGAAUGUUUCCGCGUUGAAAAUAAAUUUUCCCAGAAUUACCCAGGACCUCAUCCAAACUCUGAGAAUGAAACUAAAUUUAUAACAAAUGUUAUGAAGAAGUAUAAAAAUGGUAUAAAAACUUAUAUUUCCUUCAGACGUAAUGGCCACGCUAUUCUUUAUCCAUUUGCUUCAAGAAACGUUACUUUGGAUAAUAUGCAAAAGACGAAGACGAAAGCAGAUGAGAUCGCUAAGAAGGUGAAUCAACGCGCUGGUGGCAUACAAUGGUUUGUCAGUCAGAGUAUUUACGAAAUGAAUGGGCAGCCCCAUUGUGGUCAUAGUGUCGAUUACGCGUACAAUAAAAUGGAUAUACAUAGCUCGUUCGAAAUGCGUAUUUUUCCCGAAACAGAUAAUUAUAUAAUGUCCAAAUUUCAAUCGUUGCCUAAAGGUUACGAUGUGUCUCUAAGAACUGGAUAUUUCAGCGGAAUAAGAGAGAUAUACAACUUGCUCGAGUCACUUUUCCACUUUUCGGUAGGAUGUUGGUCAUGCGCCGUGCUGGUCGCUGAGCGCGCCUGCGCCAGGGGUGGGGCCCGAGGCCGUACAGCCCGCUACCACUCUGUAGUCAGCCGCGGCGGCGGUGACGCGUCUUCUGCAAACUCCUCUGAACAUCUGCUAUCCUAG